AUGGACGAACCCAUCGUGCACCACAACUCGGCGGGUCAAGGUUCACAACAUAAAAUCCAAGAUCAGCUGCGGAGCUUGUUGUUGGGUUUCUGCUUUACACCAACGUCUGACUAUAAUACUCCGUAUGUAAUAAGGAUGUCACAAUCCCUUAUCUUUGGAGCAAAUCAGCCAGUUGGUGCAAAAAGGGACCAUGAGAUAAAAAUGGAGAUAAAGCAUGGACAUAAGUUGAAUAAAAGUAAAACUGUAUGUGAAACAUGA
Molecule: messenger RNA, 258 nt
Organism: Acanthoscelides obtectus
Lineage: Eukaryota; Metazoa; Arthropoda; Insecta; Coleoptera; Chrysomelidae
Source: the annotation of a GenBank genome assembly